GUUAAAGUCGUCAUUCGGGCAAUUCCAUUUUCAUCGUAGUCUUCGUUUGGCGAACAGCCUGGUCUUUCCAGUUUCUCCCUCUACGUCGAUCUAAACCCAUCCAAGCAGUGAAGGGGCAAUCAAACUCUCGGCGACCGUUUCUGCCAGUGUCUCUCUCGUUCAUUCAGGCAUCAUAGAGAUGAAAGAUAGCAGAGAUGCUGUCAAGAACGAUAAAGCCUCAAAAUCCUCAGCUGUUAGCUCUCUCCCACUCAUUCUUGAUGUGGAUGACUUUAAGGGUGAUUUUUCAUUUGACGCGUUGUUUGGGAACUUGGUGAAUGAGCUUCUGCCGUCUUUCCAAGACGAAGAAACUUAUUCAUCAGAAGGGCAUGGCAGCGGCGCUGGUGGGAAUGAUGCUUUGUCGAAUGGACAUUUACGAGGGGAUGCCGCGAAAUCGGCUGCCCCUUUGUUUCCAGAAGUGGAUAAGCUCUUGGGCCUAUUCAAGGAUUCUUAUAAGGAGUUGGUUGAUCUUCGAAAACAGGUUGAUGGUAGACUCAACAAUCUCAAGAAGGAGGUCUCUGUCCAAGAUUCUAAGCACCGCAAGACACUCGCUGAGCUGGAAAAAGGUGUAGAUGGAUUGUUUGAUAGCUUUGCAAGGUUGGACUCACGUAUUUCAAGUGUUGGACAGACUGCUGCAAAGAUUGGAGAUCAUUUGCAGAGUGCAGAUGCUCAGCGAGAAACUGCUAGUCAAACAAUAGAGCUUAUAAAGUAUUUGAUGGAGUUCAAUAGCAGCCCAGGAGACCUAAUGGAACUUUCACCUCUAUUUUCUGAUGACAGCCGUGUUGCGGAGGCUGCUUCAAUUGCACAGAAAUUGCGGUCAUUUGCUGAGGAAGAUAUUGGAAGACAAGGAGUAGGUGCACAGCCAGUUAUGGGGAAUGCUGCUGCUAGCAGAGGAUUGGAAGUUGCGGUUGCUAAUCUGCAGGAUUAUUGUAAUGAACUGGAGAACAGAUUGCUUGCUCGUUUUGAUGCAGCAUCACAGCGGAGAGAAUUGUCUUCAAUGGCUGAAUGUGCUAAAAUUUUAUCUCAGUUUAACAGGGGUACAAGUGCCAUGCAACAUUAUGUAGCAACACGUCCUAUGUUUAUUGAUGUGGAAGUCAUGAAUGCAGACACAAGAUUAGUUGUUGGGGACCAGGGUGCACAAGCUAGUCCUAGCAAUGUUUCUCGUGGGCUUUCUUCAUUGUACAAAGAAAUUACAGAUACCGUGCGUAAAGAAGCAGCAACAAUUAUGGCCGUAUUCCCUUCUCCUAAUGAAGUUAUGUCAAUUUUAGUACAGCGAGUUUUGGAGCAGCGAGUAACAGCUCUCCUGGACAAAUUAUUGGUGAAGCCAUCUCUUGUGAAUCUACCUCCUAUGGAAGAGGGUGGACUUCUAUUAUAUCUUAGAAUGCUAGCAGUGGCAUAUGAGAAGACACAAGAACUUGCUAGAGACCUACGAGCCGUGGGAUGUGGUGACUUAGAUGUUGAGGGCCUCACAGAGUCUUUGUUUUCUGCUUACAAGGAUGAAUAUCCUGAACAAGAGCAGGCCUCUCUUAGACAACUAUAUCACGCAAAGAUGGAAGAAUUGCGUGCUGAAAGCCAGCAGAUCUCUGAGGCAACUGGGACAAUUGGGCGCUCAAAAGGAGCUUCGUUAGCAUCUUCACACCAGCAAAUAUCUGUCACUGUUGUCACAGAGUUUGUGCGCUGGAAUGAGGAAGCAAUUUCCAGAUGUACUUUAUUUUCAUCUCAGCCUGCUACCCUUGCAACCAAUGUAAGAGCGGUUUUCACCUGCCUACUAGACCAAGUUAGUCAAUACAUAACGGAAGGGCUCGAACGGGCUAGAGAAGGCCUGACUGAAGCUGCUAAUUUGAGGGAAAGGUUUAUGCUGGGCGCAAGUCUUAGUAGAAGGGUGGCUGCUGCAGCUGCAUCUGCUGCAGAAGCUGCUGCUACUGCUGGUGAAAGCAGUUUCAGAUCAUUCAUGGUUGCUGUACAACGUUGUGGUAGUAGCGUGGCUAUAGUUCAACAAUAUUUUGCAAAUUCUAUUUCUCGGGUUUUACUGCCCGUUGAUGGAGCACAUGCUGCUUCAUGUGAAGAAAUGGCAACUGCUAUGUCCAGUGCAGAGACUGCUGCUUAUAAAGGGCUUCAACAAUGCAUCGAAACUGUGAUGGCUGAGGUAGAACGAUUGCUUGCAGCUGAACAAAAGGCAACGGAUUAUCGGUCACCUGAUGAUGGAAUCGCUCCUGAUCAUCGACCUACAAAUGCCUGCACGAGAGUGGUGGCAUAUCUUUCCCGUGUGCUUGAGUCUGCAUUCACUGCACUGGAAGGUCUUAACAAACAAGCGUUCCUGACUGAAUUGGGGAACCGGUUGCAUAAGGGGUUACUUAAUCAUUGGCAGAAGUUCACUUUUAAUCCCAGUGGAGGAUUGCGGCUGAAGCGUGACAUAACUGAGUAUGGAGAAUUUGUGCGAAGUUUCAAUGCUCCUACCGUUGAUGAAAAAUUUGAAUUGUUGGGCAUCAUGGCCAAUGUCUUCAUUGUUGCUCCAGAAAGCCUCUUAACUCUGUUCGAGGGUACCCCAAGUAUACGGAAAGAUUCCCAAAGGUUUAUCCAGCUUAGAGAAGAUUACAAGAGUGCAAAACUUGCAGUCAAACUUAGCUCCCUGUGGCCAAGCUCUAGUUGAUACGGAAGUGGCAUGCUGAUUUAGAUAUGACCUCCAAAAUUUCUCGAAUAGUUCACAUCAAGCUGUUACUAAGCUGUGGGAACUGACUUCUCAAGUUGCAUUUAUUUGGUGGCAGCUCGACCAAUUUCGAGAACCAAUUGAAGAUUAUAUUAAUGACAAGGCUGAUGAGCACAUCUUUGGACAGAAAAUUGGGUAAAAUAGAGUUUUUUUUUUUUUUUUUCUCUUUCUUUGGAGUGUAUAUUUUUGAAGUAUGGAUAGGAAGACCCAAUAGCUUUAUAUUCUUUAAGGCUUUUUAAGUUAAAUGCUAGGUUCAAUCGGUUUUUUGUCUUUGGUGACAGUUCAGAAAAGGAAAUUUCAUCUCAGGUGUGCUCCCUUGUAAAUGAUACGUGGGUAUGGAAAAUGCCACUGAAGUUGUUCUUGUUGCCCAUACUUGAAAUGCAAGUGAUGUAGUGCGUACUUGUGAUUUCAAUAUAAUUUGUUACAAUGUGAUUCUUUCA
Molecule: messenger RNA, 3183 nt
Organism: Corylus avellana
Lineage: Eukaryota; Viridiplantae; Streptophyta; Magnoliopsida; Fagales; Betulaceae
Gene: SEC10
Product: exocyst complex component sec10
Biological process (GO): exocytosis; Golgi to plasma membrane transport
Cellular component (GO): cytoplasm; exocyst
Source: RefSeq, a predicted model, not a curated record